Talpa occidentalis (Iberian mole) is the source of this 2320-nucleotide messenger RNA. RefSeq names its product alpha-L-fucosidase 2 (gene FUCA2). The record is from RefSeq and is a predicted model, not a curated record. The coding region runs from base 16 to 1425 and encodes 469 amino acids. The transcript is spliced from 7 exons. Gene Ontology annotation, biological process: fucose metabolic process; glycoside catabolic process. Lineage: Eukaryota; Metazoa; Chordata; Mammalia; Eulipotyphla; Talpidae. Gene Ontology annotation, molecular function: alpha-L-fucosidase activity. Gene Ontology annotation, cellular component: lysosome.
CUCGGAGCCGGGGACAUGCAGCCCCGGGGGCCGCCUGGGCUCGCGCGCUCGGCGCUGCUGCUGCUGCUGCUGCUGCUGUGGCUGCUGCGGGCUCGGGGUGCAGCCCCCGGCGCCGCGCGCUUCGACCCCACCUGGGAGUCCCUGGAUGCCCGCCAGCUGCCGGCUUGGUUCGAUCAGGCCAAGUUCGGCAUCUUCAUCCACUGGGGCGUGUACUCCGUGCCCAGUUUCGGGAGCGAAUGGUUCUGGUGGUAUUGGCAAAAGGAGAAGAAUCCAAAGUUUGUGGACUUUAUGAAAAGUAAUUACCCCCCUGGAUUCAAAUAUCAAGAUUUUGGACCCCUAUUUAGAGCAAAAUUUUUUAAUGCCAGCCAGUGGGCAGAUAUUUUUCAGGCUUCUGGUGCCAAAUACAUUGUCUUAACUUCCAAACAUCAUGAAGGCUUCACCUUGUGGGGCUCAGAGUACUCGUGGAAUUGGAAUGCUGUAGAUGAGGGGCCGAAGAGGGACAUCGUCCAGGAACUUGAAGUAGCCAUUAGGAACAGGACGAACCUGCGUUUUGGACUCUACUAUUCCCUUUUUGAAUGGUUUCACCCGCUCUUCCUUGAGGAUGAAGCCAGUUCAUUCCAUAAGCGACAAUUUCCAUUUUCUAAGAUGCUGCCUGAGCUCUACGAGUUAGUGAACAAAUAUCAGCCUGAGGUCCUGUGGGCAGAUGGUGAUGGAGGGGCCCCUGAUUCCUACUGGAACAGCACAGGCUUUCUGGCCUGGCUGUACAAUGAAAGCCCUGUCCGGGACACGGUAGUCACUAAUGACCGCUGGGCAGCAGGUAGCAUCUGCAAGCAUGGUGGCUACUAUACCUGCAGUGAUCGUUACAACCCAGGACAUCUUUUGCCACACAAAUGGGAAAACUGCAUGACAAUAGACAAGCUUUCCUGGGGCUACAGGAGGAAUGCUGAUAUCCGUGACUAUCUUACAAUUGAAGAACUGGUGAAGCAACUUGUAGAAACAGUUUCAUGUGGAGGAAAUCUUUUGAUGAAUAUUGGGCCCACACAAGAUGGCACCAUUUCUGCAAUUUUUGAGGAGCGAUUAAGGCAAAUGGGGACCUGGCUAAAAGUCAAUGGAGAAGCCAUUUAUGGAACCCACCCAUGGAGAGCCCAGAAUGACACUUUCACCCCAGAUGUGUGGUACACAUCCAAGCCCAAAGAAAAACUGGUCUAUGCCAUGUUUUUUAAGUGGCCCAUAUCAGGACAGCUGCUUCUUGGACAACCCGAAGCCAUUCUGGGGGCAACAGAGGUAAAACUACUGGGACAUGGACAGUCACUUAACUGGACUUCCUUGGAGAAAAAUGGCAUUAUGGUGGACCUGCCACAGCUAACUAUUCAUCAGAUGCCCUGUCAGUGGGCCUGGGCUCUAAGAUUGACUAAUGUGAUCUAAUUUGCAUCAGUGGUUUGUGUUGCAGUUACAGCUUAGACUGUAAAUUACCAGGUUUCCAUAUAACUGUAGCACAUAGAGAAAGCAAAUAUAAAGUUGCCAAAAUGACCAAGUCAUUAUUUUAUUAGGUAACUCAGCCCUUUCACCUCUCCUCUUACUCCCUACGUUUUCCUCUAAAUUAACACAUAGCUGUUUUAUCUCUCCAUUGCACUUUGCCAUGUGAGGUCCCUUUGUAUUGAAUUCAUUUCCAUGUGUGAUUGAGAGGUGGAAAUUAUUGCUUUGAUGUAGCUAAGAAUUGGUGGUUUGAAGGACUAAACUGUGCCUCUUGCAAAAUUCCUAUGUUGAAGCCAAUAUGAUUGUAUUUGGAUACAGAGACUUUAAAGCAGUAAUGGAGGUUAAAUGAAGUUAAAAGGGUGGGUUCCCAAUCCAAUAUGACUGGUAGACUUAUGAGAAGAGGAAGAGACAUCCAAGAUGCAAGCACACAGGAAAGACCAUGUCAGGACACAGUGAGACGUGUGCCACCUGCAAGCCAUGAAAAGGCCUCAAGAGAAACUGAAUCUGCCACACCCUGACCCCGGGCUGUCAGCCUCCAGAACUAUGAGAAACUACUGUUAUUUAAGUCACUUAGCCUCUGGUGCUUUCUUAUGGCAACCCUAGUAGACUAACACAGGUGGUAUAGAUACAAUAAAUUGGGCUUAACAUAUAUUUACAAUGCUUACUUUUUUUUUGGUAAAAAAAUCUUUCCUUUUGGUAAUAAAACUGAUAAAUGUUCAGUGUAGAUGUUUAAAAUUAUACAGAAAUGCUCAAAAUAAAAUCACUGUUCAGAUUCCUAUUACUGUUUUAGUACAUAUUAUUCAUAUUUUUUUGGGGGGGGUGUUUAGGCGUAGGGCCUAUUUUU